GUGAUUGGAGAGAAAAUUUAUUUAUUGAUUGUAUAAACAUUUCCAAUAAGAAAUUUGUUUCCUUUUUAAAAUACAGUUUAACAAUUUAAAAAUAGACAAAAAUAUGAACUCUAUAGGUGAGGAUUGCAAUGAGCUGAAAACAAAGUAUGACACUUGUUUUAAUCAUUGGUUCAGUGAGAAAUUUCUUCGUGGAUCAACCGAUGAUUCAGCUUGUAAAGAAUUAUUCAAAAUGUAUCAAAAGUGUGUUCAGGAUGCCCUUCAUGUACAUCAAAUCGAUAUAAAAGACCUAAAACACAACCAUAUCGAUGGGACUGAGUUUGAAAACUCUAAAACUGAAGACAAACCAAAAGUAGAAGCACAAUCCAAUGACACGAGCUGAUCCGAAUUUGAUCAGAUUGCUAUGAGUUUCACUUAUUCUUGAAUGAGAAAACAUAACAACUUUAAACUGUUUGCUAACUACUUCAUAUUUCCAAAAGUUCGAAAAGAAAGGAUUAAGGUUUUAAUUGAAUAAAAAUUUUAUUUCAGAUUAAAAA
This is a messenger RNA of Clunio marinus, 533 nucleotides long. NCBI's taxonomy places the organism in Eukaryota, Metazoa, Arthropoda, Insecta, Diptera, Chironomidae. The record is from the annotation of a GenBank genome assembly.